AUAGAGGAUACAACAGCAUACAUAUAAAGGUAUCUUUUGAGAAACAGAUGGUACAAAAUGCACGGAAUUUCAAUGGAAAACCAGACGAUUGUUCCAUACAACGACUGUAAAAACUCGGAAACGGCAUCGUGGGUUCCCCCCGCCUUAGAGUUCUUUUUCGGUAUUCUUGGAAAUGUCAUCGCAGUACUCCUAGUAUGGAUAAAUCGGAAGGAUCAUCGAUGGUCAUCUUUCUACAAAAUGUUUACAGCAUUAGCAGUCACAGAUUUUAUGGGAAUCUUACUAACUUAUCCUUUCAUCAUCAAGAGAUAUACUUCUCGGUUCACAUACUGUUUUUCACCCGAUGUAUGUAAAUUUACCGCCUUUGUUAUGGUGGAUACUCAUUUAGCUUCUGCUAUGUUGAUCGCUGCUCUCUCUGUAGAUAGAUUAAUUGUUUUGAAGAAUCCUUCACUUUUAAGGGCCCCGCAUGCUAAGAAAAGGUACAAAGUCAUUGUGGUGUUUAUAUGGAUAACUUCCUCAGUGAUAUCCAUGUUGCAACUGGUUGGUGUUGGUUCAGUUAGCUUGUAUUAUCCCGGAUCAUGGUGCUAUUUCAAUUUCAAAGAACCCACUGGUGGUGAUCUGAUUAUGUCAUACCUUUACUCAGUAAUAGGCUUAUUAAUCAUAUUCAUAACAUUGAUUUCAAACGUCGUUACAUUGCGCAAAGUUUGCAUUGAUCCCUUUGCCAAAGGAACUCUUCUAGAUUCGAACCUCGUUUCCGGUUACUACGACCACCACGUGAUGAUUUUCAUCCUGGCAGUUACAGUGUCGUUCGUAGCAACGUGGAGUCCACUAAUUGUUGAUAUUUUUCUACACGCUGCAGGACAAAGAACGGGCGCUGGGAGACUGGAGUUAUGGUUCGUUCGGUUGACGUUCCUGAAUGCUAUCAUCGAUCCCUGGUUGUAUAUAAUUCUCAGAAAAGAGUCCGUCACAAAACUGGUGUCUUUAUGCAGAUUACUUGGAAGUCAAAGACCAUCUGAACAGGAAUCACUGCUAGAAUGAUUUAAAAUCUAUGUAUUCCUUAAAGAAUAUAUUGAAGACCUUAAAAUGUUAAU
Molecule: messenger RNA, 1088 nt
Organism: Saccostrea cuccullata (small rock oyster)
Lineage: Eukaryota; Metazoa; Mollusca; Bivalvia; Ostreida; Ostreidae
Product: prostaglandin E2 receptor EP3 subtype-like
Exons: 2
Coding region: 58-1035 (325 amino acids)
Biological process (GO): adenylate cyclase-activating G protein-coupled receptor signaling pathway; inflammatory response; positive regulation of cytosolic calcium ion concentration
Cellular component (GO): plasma membrane
Molecular function (GO): thromboxane receptor activity
Source: RefSeq, a predicted model, not a curated record